Molecule: messenger RNA, 867 nt
Organism: Penicillium robsamsonii
Lineage: Eukaryota; Fungi; Ascomycota; Eurotiomycetes; Eurotiales; Aspergillaceae
Product: endonuclease/exonuclease/phosphatase family protein
Exons: 1
Coding region: 1-867 (288 amino acids)
Molecular function (GO): 3'-5'-RNA exonuclease activity
Source: RefSeq, a predicted model, not a curated record
AUGAGUUCUACCAAACUUCCCAUCCGGGUUUUGACGCACAAUAUCCGACAUGCAACCUCGUCUCCAUUCAAAGGCGAAAAGCCCUGGGCUGAACGCAAACAAUUGCUGUUGAAUGAAUUUGAAUAUGAGACUCGUCAUUGUGGAGAAACCUUCGUCUGCCUGCAAGAAGUUCUUCAUAACCAACUGGGUGAAAUCCUGGCUGGAUUGAAUCAGGACGCAAAGCCCGAAGCACCAGAGUGGGAGUAUAUCGGCGUUGGCAGAGAUGAUGGCCAUGAGGCCGGGGAAUACUCUCCUAUCAUCUACAGACCAGCAGUCUGGGAGUUACUACAUUGGGAGACAGUGUGGUUAUCCAAAACACCCGAAAAGCCGUCCAAGAGUUGGGACGCAUCCUCCAUCCGCAUUGUCACCAUUGGUGUCUUCACCCAUCGAGCUACUCGGAAUACGGUCCUUGCCAUGAACACCCAUCUCGAUGACCAGGGGUCUCAAUCUCGUCUUGAAGCUGCGCGUAUCAUUCUCGGGAAGAUUUCUGAGUACAGCCAGAACAAAUUCGCAAAGCUCAUCUCCGGCACUUUCUUGACUGGUGAUUUCAACAGCGAAGAGAACCAGGAAGCUUACCAAGAGGCAACAAAAAGCUUGCUUGAUGCAUAUAAGGAAGUUGAAAGCUCGAGACGAUAUGGUAACCACAUUACUUGGACCGGGUUUGGUUACGAGGAUGAGCCAGCCUCCCGUAUUGACUAUGUUCUGGUGAAACCCGCAACUGAAGGUCAGGGAUUAGCAGUCAUUGGGUAUGCAGUGCUAGGGAAUCGGUUCGACGAUGGUGUAUUGUGCUCAGAUCAUCGGGCGGUUAUUGUGGAUUUGACUCUCUAA